Cyprinodon tularosa is the source of this 1677-nucleotide messenger RNA. It is a transcript of the gene bokb, whose product is annotated as BCL2 family apoptosis regulator BOK b. Gene Ontology annotation, biological process: extrinsic apoptotic signaling pathway in absence of ligand; regulation of apoptotic process; intrinsic apoptotic signaling pathway in response to DNA damage. The record is from RefSeq and is a predicted model, not a curated record. Gene Ontology annotation, molecular function: protein heterodimerization activity; protein homodimerization activity. Gene Ontology annotation, cellular component: mitochondrial outer membrane. Lineage: Eukaryota; Metazoa; Chordata; Actinopteri; Cyprinodontiformes; Cyprinodontidae. The coding region runs from base 375 to 1016 and encodes 213 amino acids. The transcript is spliced from 5 exons.
UAACUGCGGCUCCCUAACAGUCAGUGCUGUGCUCGGAAAGAAGUGGAGUGAGUGGCGAAUGAGAGCCAGAACCGAUCGUCCUUAAUCUGGAAUAUACAUAUAUAUUUAUUUAUUUCUCCCUGAAAAUCCGAAUUGUUACUUGCGGAGUAUCGAUCAGCUGAGUGGAAGUUUUUCCCCCAGAAAUUCGGAACCAGGUCCAGUUGUGUCAGAAAAAGAUGAGUGCAUGAAAUGCUCAUGAAGCUGUUUUAUCCUCAUCCCUGAACUUGGCUCCCCCUCCCUGGGAGGAAAACCAGGACACUCUUGAUUACACAGCUGAUCCCAGAGAGGUCAGACUCUCACUGACCCGGAUCCCUCUUCUUCCUCUUCAGCAGGACAUGGAUGUUCUCCGGCGUUCCUCUAUGUUUGCUUCAGAGGUGCUGGAUGUCUUUGACCGAUCAGUGACCGAGAAAGAGCUGGUGUCUCAGUCCAAAGCACUUUGCAGAGACUACAUCCUUUCCAGGCUCAACCAGAAUGGAUUAGGAUGGUCCAAAACUGAACUUAACUUCUCUCCCUCUAAUGCAGCAGUCGCUGAAGUGUCUCAGGUGCUUCUUUGUCUUGGCGAUGAGUUGGAAAGCAUACAGCCCACUCUGUACAGGAACGUGGCAAGGCAGCUUAACAUUUCCGUUGCCAUGGAGAAUGUUGUUUCAGAUGCCUUCCUCAGCGUGGCAACGGAGAUCUUUGCAGCAGGUAUUACAUGGGGUAAAGUGGUAGCCAUGUAUGCGGUAGCUGGAGCCCUGGCAGUAGACUGUGUCAGACAGGGACACCCCACAACAGUGCACAUUAUAGUGGACAGUCUUGGACAGUUUGUCCGUAAGUUUCUCGUCCAUUGGCUGAAGAGGAAAGGAGGAUGGGCAGAAAUCAUGAAGUGCGUGGUGAAAAUGGACUGCACCCCUGAACGGCCUUGGCUAUCAUCUGUCAUGGAUUCCUUCAAAUAUUUUCUCACUACAGUGUAUGUCUACAUCAUGAAGGAGCAGUGAGCUGCUCAGAGCGGGCAGACACCUGGUGAAGACACAGGACUGGAAUCUCUUGUCUUAUCAAAAGAUGCUGGGAUGGAGCUUCUCCCUGCAGCUGAUGAUUUAAGCUCUUCCAGCACAUUUCUGUGUUUUGCUGAAUGGCCACUGACAAAUGUGUCAUCAGCAGCAGCGUUUUGUAUUUUGCACAGACCUGUGAGGGAUUACCCUUCAACCAAAGAGUAGUCGCCUUGAUGUUUUCAGUGAAGAUUUUAGGAGAACUGUAACAUUUAACAGCAUUAAUGUUAUUUUUCCAUUUCACGCUCCACAAGUUGUCUGCUUCUUCUCGUUACCUAAUCAAAGUGGAAUAAGUCUGCUGUCUCUGUUUUAAUGUGAGGCUACUCUUUUUAACAUAGGGAUUUGUAGGGGAGUUGGAGGGGAAUCUGGAUUUUCAGUAAAAUUGAUGCUUAACUGGCUUGAACAGGACCUGAGAAGGUUUCUGGUGUCUGACCAAUGGUCCACAGAGGAUUUCCAGUCCAGUUUGGCUGCAUCAAGUGUUUACAUUUCAAAACAUUGUACUUUCACCAAAGCACAAACUGUGUUUCUCUUCAAGUGUGUUGAAAACUGUUUAAAAAUCUUUUUUUUUUCCUAGUCAUUCCCAAUUAAAAAAAAAACAAAAAAACAAACC